This is a messenger RNA of Schistocerca gregaria, 3017 nucleotides long. RefSeq lists its product as uncharacterized. The transcript has 9 exons. Bases 798 to 2087 code for a protein of 429 amino acids. Gene Ontology annotation, cellular component: transferase complex. Gene Ontology annotation, molecular function: ATP binding; prenyltransferase activity; nucleic acid binding. Gene Ontology annotation, biological process: ubiquinone biosynthetic process; isoprenoid biosynthetic process. The record is from RefSeq and is a predicted model, not a curated record. Lineage: Eukaryota; Metazoa; Arthropoda; Insecta; Orthoptera; Acrididae.
CCUUCGAGCCUUUUCGCCCCUCUGCGAGCCGCCCAGAAGACUUCAGAUGAUCCUGCUUCAAAAAAGCCCCCAGGAACUAUCUGGAUGUCUAGAAAGGCGAUCUGCGACAUGGUCACUGCCUCCGUAACCAAGAAAAAAUCAAUCAGACGCUCACACCAAGAAGAACUGAUGGCUAUGGGAUCCAAGGGACCAAAACAGGGCCCUAUGCCGUUGAAGAUGCUGAAACAGAGAAGAGCCAGAUCAGCUAUGAAGGAGGCUGAGCAGAGACGACUAGACGCCGAAGCUGGAAAUUUGGUCAAAAAGAAGAAGCCUAAAAAGCAUCAAUUGACAAAAGCAGAAUACCUCCGAAUCCUUAAGGGAGACAGAACUGGGAUCAGAAACACUGUCGGAGCUGGAUCACGUUCACUCGAUGCAGGAAUAGGUCGAAUGAAGAACGGCGUUUUGUUUCUUUCUCAAGGUGAUGUCGAAAAAAUUUAUGCCUAAAUUUCGCAUAGAUUUUCAGGCGCCAUAAUACACCAUUCAAAACGCGUUAUUUGGAAAGUCCAGAAAUUAACAAAGGAUCCAUUUGCUCUCGCUCUUGACACGGACAAGUUUUUGUGCGAUCAAAAAUGGCGAUGAAUGUUGAUACGCGCACUGGCAACACUUUUAUCAGAGCAGGCGUCGGCGAAGGUAACAAUAGGAGUUUUAAGUCUCUUGCUUUUUGAAAAUCUCUAUGAAAAACUUUUUUUCGAUCUUUUUUUUCACAUGGAAAUUCGGUUUUGCUGUGUCUGAUCUCAUUUUUACCGAACCUUUUCAGCAUGCUUCGUUUCUCCAAGUUCGGCUGUCGACGGCUGUCAGCAGUUACCAUGAAUACUGUUGGUCAAAGGUUCAGACCUAUCUAUCGCAAACCGACUUUGUCAUUUUAUGGCAGGAUUGCAUGCUCCGAACAAAUUAUAUCAUUACUAGGAACACGACAGUCCCAACUAUAUUACGUCGUCGUUGAAAAACUAAAUAAAGGAGCUGACAUUCCAGAAAAACUUGACAUCUCGGCCAAUUCUAUUUCAUCACCGCAGAAAAACGUUGAUCAACAUCGAUGUAUAGAAUAUUCAAAGACUACACCUUGGAAACUCGUCGAGUCAGAAAUAAGAGACAUGAACCAAAACAUUCAGCUCAAGCUUGCAUCUGUAAAUCCGAUCUUUGAAAUAGCGGCUUACCGCUACUUUAAUUUUGAAGGCAAGAAAAUCAGACCUGUCAUCAUCGCACUUAUGAGUAGAGCAUUGGAACAUCACAAGAUGGAUGAAGGCCAGGCCGGAAGCAAAACAAAUGGACUAAUGUCUAAGCGACAAAAGGAAUUGGCUGAAAUUGUGGAGAUGAUACAUACUGCAAGUCUGAUCCACGAUGACGUGGUUGAUGAGGCGACCACAAGAAGAAAUGUUCAGUCUAUCAAUUCUGUAUUUGGAAAUAAAGUGUCAAUUUUGUGUGGAGAUUUUAUAUUUGCCAAAGUUUCGAUAGCACUGGCUGGAUUACAAGACUUUGAUGUGCUUCGACACAUGUCCAGUGUAAUUGCAGAACUGGUGGAAGGAGAAAUCAUGCAAUUGAAAGCUCAGAAAAAACAUAUCUUGGAUUUUGAAUAUUAUAUGCAAAAAACAUACAAAAAAACAGCUUCACUGCUUGAGAAUGGAUGUCUGAGUGUGGCUAUACUAGGGGAACAUGACAGUGACCUGGCAACACGCGCCGGUCAAUAUGGAAAGCAUAUUGGAUUGGCAUUUCAAUUGAUCGACGAUGUAUUGGAUUACGUUGGAGACGAAAAUUUAUUAGGAAAGCCAGUACUCAAGGAUCUUAGGAUGGGAUUCGUGACGGCACCUGCUUUAUUUGCUGCCGAGGAGAGACCUGAACUCAGAGAUGUGUUGGUGGAACGGACUUUGUGCUCUCAAGAUUUAAAGAAAAUACACGAUAUAGUGACAAAAAGUCAAGGUAUUCAAAAAACUAAGGAGCUAGCACGACAGCAUUGCAAAAAGGCGGUAGCUGCAAUUUCCGAUUUAGCAGAAUCGCCAUUCAAAGAGGGCCUUAUUGAUUUAGCCCAAACUAUUUUGGAAAGAGAGCGAUAGAAAAAAAAUCUAAACUAACUUAGCUGUUAUAACCGUUAGAUUUGAUUAAAUAUAGUGGAAUAUUUUAUUGAUGAUUGUCUUUAUGGUAGGCAUUGGUUCAGUUAUAUUGAAGGUUUUUAUUGAUUCCCGGGGAUCACUGAUUUGCCUGUGCACUACCCGACAACUCUAUAUUUGCAGAAAAAAAAUACACAUAUAUAAUGUAUAUAGCAUUUAACCGUUUUUUCUUGGUUGAACUUUUUUCACUUAUUCUCAUCUGUCUGUUGGCGCAGUCAUUUGAUUUUGUAAUUUAUCAAACCGGUCUUUACUAGAUAUAUAGAAAUGCUUUCGGCUGCAUCUCUCAAGCGCGUAAUCGUUGAACUACGUGAUCUAUCUAAGAAUAAGUUACAGGACAUUCAUGUCCAGGUCAACGAGGGCGAUAUUUCUGAUAUCAUCACAUACAUUCAUGGUCCUGAAGGGACCCCUUUCGAAGGUGGUGUCUGGAAAAUCAAGCUUUACUUAGGAAGUGAUUUCCCUUCCGCUCCACCAAAAGGCGUGUUCGUAACAAAAAUUUUUCACCCAAAUGUUUCGUCAUCGGGUGAAAUAUGUGUUGAUACACUCAAAAAAGACUGGAAUCAGACUAUGGGAAUCCGACAUGUCCUGCUCACUGUCAAGUGUUUGUUAAUUCACCCAAAUCCGGAAUCUGCUCUGAACGAAGAAGCAGGCCGAUUGUUGUUAGAAAAGUAUGAAGAUUACUGUAGACACGCUCGUCUCAUGACGUCUAUACACGCCAAAAAGAUCAAAUGGGAACAAUUGACGUCUACGGCUGAGAAGGAGGAUAAGUUGAAAGAAGUGACGACGAAAGAAAACGACACUUCGGCAAACAACAUUUCUUUUGAACCGAAUUCAACCCAGAAGAAUUCUCUCUUGCCCAGGCGUCCAAAGAACAGUAGU